This is a messenger RNA of Fundulus heteroclitus (mummichog), 2286 nucleotides long. RefSeq names its product meprin A subunit beta. Gene Ontology annotation, molecular function: metalloendopeptidase activity; zinc ion binding; protein binding. The record is from RefSeq and is a predicted model, not a curated record. NCBI's taxonomy places the organism in Eukaryota, Metazoa, Chordata, Actinopteri, Cyprinodontiformes, Fundulidae. Bases 147 to 2099 code for a protein of 650 amino acids. Gene Ontology annotation, biological process: proteolysis. Gene Ontology annotation, cellular component: membrane. The transcript is spliced from 14 exons.
UGCUUAUGUAUCUGAUUUUUUAUUUCAUUUGAAACGCCUACAUUAUCUUAUCUUGUUGAAAGAUAGUUUCUGAUCUUAUCCAACAUCUACAUGUCUGCAUUUGGGUCUUUCAGCCACUAUCUGCAAAGCUUAGACUAACCAAAAAGAUGCAAGGCAGCAUUUUUCUAAUGGUCAUUUUGGUGGUUUCAUCUACCCUGUCCAUGGACACAGAAGAUGAAAAUAUAGGUGAAAUUGAUGACAACAAGAACAACACCAAUGAUGAGGAUACUCGUAAGCCACCAAUCUCUGCAAGAAGUAGUACUUUGGCAAGAGACUACCGGUGGACAUCUCCAAUUCCGUAUGUGUUGGACAAAAGCCUGGAUCUGAACACUAAAGGAGUCAUCAUGAGAGCUUUUGACCAGUUCAGGCUAAAGUCAUGCAUUGACUUCAAACCCAGAGAUUCUGAGGAGUAUUACAUUAAUUUCCUAGGUUAUUAUGGGUGCUGGUCAUAUAUUGGUCGAUUAGUCGCCAAUGGACAGGACAUCUCCAUCAGACCCUACUGUGAUGACAUUGGCUCUAUUGAACACCUAAUUUUUCACAUCCUUGGCUUCUACCAUGAAGAGCUCAGAUAUGACAGGGAUGACUAUGUGCAGAUUGAUUUUGACAAAGUCAUACCAGAUUACAAAACAGAUUUCGCGAAGGUCAGCAGUGAUCUGAGCACCACCAACGGUGUGCCAUAUGAUUACCUGUCAGUGAUGCACUCGGGCAAAGAUUUCUUAAGAUAUAACUACAAAGAUCGAACAAUUAUUACCAAAGACUCCAAAUUCCAAGAUGUGAUUGGUCAAAGACUGGAAAUGAGUCCACGUGAUGCUGAAGAGUUGAACCUUCUUUACAAAUGCAAUUCUACAGUUGCCUUUUUGUUCUUCUGUGACUUUUCCAAUGGAAACAUUUGCAACAUGAGCCAAAUAAACAAGUGUACACAAAAGGGCAAUGGCUGGGAAGUGGUUAGACAAGCUUGUAGGGGUCUAAUGUCUGACCACACAACUCUACCAGGCAAAAAUGAAGAUUAUGGUCAGGAAAUAGGAUACUUCCUCCAUGCCAGCUUAGCAUCAGGUCAAGAGGGAGAUUCAGCUUGGCUCAGGACACAAAUCAUGAGUACUAAAAGGGAAUGUAAAGUCCAGUGUCUGCAGUUCUACUAUUUCCAUAGUGGAAAUGAGUUAGAUGAACUGAACAUCUGGAUCAGAGAGUUUCAAGAUGAGCAGGACACCACAGGAACUCUCCGUCUCAUGGGACAGAUCACUGGUCCACCAACAUAUCAUUGGCAGCUCCACCAUGUUUCUCUGAAUGCCACCAAAAACUUCCAGGUGGUGUUUCAGGCUUGGAAAGGAGACAGGAACUCUACAGGCAGCUUCUCAAUUGAUGACAUAAAUCUCUCUGAGACCGAGUGUCCACAUGUAACAUUGCAGAUUGAUGACUUUGAGAAACUUUUAAGCACCAGUGCCUUUGGAACCACAAUAUACAGUCCACGGCAAUACUCCAAGGAGGGCUACUCUUACCGGAUAGGUGUCAAACUCUACAAGGAAUCUGUUGGAAUGUUUGUGCAGCUCUUGUCUGGUGAAAAUGAUGACCAGCUAAAAUGGCCUUGCCUGCAAAAGCAAAUGACUUUGCAAGUGCUGGAUCAAAACCCUAGCGUGCAAAAGCAAAUGUCAAAGCAAAGAAGUUUUGUUACUCGCAACCUGUGGUACAGGAUAGUCACCAGUUGGUGGGGCAACCCCUAUUACCAUGGAAGAGUAGUUCUUGUUGAGAAUGGUGAAAAACUCUAUGGUUUAUUUCGGAUUGGUUACUUUCCAUUUGUCACACUGGAAGAACUGGAAACCAGAGAGUUCCUGAAGGGAGGGAGUGUCAUUUUCACAUUUAGCUUUGAAGAUCUCACACCUCUGGUCAAUGGAGAUAUCCUACCAUGUUCUCAAGUAAGAGCUCUGAACAUUAGACAACAUUCUAUAAAUUUCAAAGAAGCCCUGUGCCUGAAGACUGAUGAAGGUAUUUCUGGGAUCUCUCCUGGUUUGGUCGCCUCUCCCAUCCUCACCCUCCUGCUGGCAGGGAUCGCUCUGCUGCCUUGAUGAAACAUAAACCUUCCAUUCAAAUAUAUUGGCUUUGAAAACUAAUGUUUUUUAUGGCUCAUUUCUCUAAUAAAAAAAUUCAACGGAAACGCUACAUUGCACACAUAAUUCUAAAUAAUGAUACAUUUACAUUGCAUUCAUGUUUGGGUGUGGGACUGCACGUUUCUUUCAUAUGGUCAUUGAUCAU